UAUAUCUCUCUCUCUCUCAUUCUGAUACUUGUUUUCCUUUUUGUUUUGUUUCAUAUUCUCAUUUCCAAAGUUGCAAAUUCAAUUGAAAUUUUUCAAUCUUAAUCUUUGGUGAUAAAUUUUUAUUCUGUUGACCAGUUAAUCCGAAUUUGUUUUGUGCCAGAAAAUAUUAAUUAUGAAUCUUAGAAGUUUAUCCAAAACGGCUGUUCGACAAAAGAAAACGGAUGAACCCGUUGAUAUUUAUUCGGUUGAGUGUAUCCUUAAGAAACGAUUGAAAAAAGGUCGAACAGAGUAUUUCGUCAAAUGGAAAGACUGGGCUCCGAAAUAUAACACAUGGGAACCUGAGGAGAAUUUUCUUGAUGUUGAAGUGAUUCAAGAAUUCGAGAGGAAAAAUCGAAUGGAAAUUAAUACUUUGCCCAAAAAUAAUAAUUCGCUAAAUGAAUCCAAAGAAGAAGAAGAGGAAGAAGAAGAAGAUGAAGAAGAAGUAGUAGAAGAGGUCGAUCAACAAGUAAUUAAUCAACAACAACAACAACAACAGGAUAAAGAUCGAGAAUCACCACAUGAACCACCAGAAUUUUGGAAGAGAAAAAAUAAUCUGGUUGAUAAAAUGCUGAUAACUGAUGUUUUCGCAAAUGACAUGACCAUUACCGUUAAAGAGUUUCUGGUCUUACAUCGGCCCAACUAAUCGAAGAGUCGACAGAUUAAUUACUAUUUGAAGAGAAGAAAAAUCAUCGAAUAUGUUUCGUGACCAUUAAUCCGUCACAAAGAAACCACAGAGACUUAACACAAAUUUCAUUUAUUUUCCAACUUCCACUACCAGAGAAGUGGAUUAAGAAAAGGAUUACGAGAUAAUUGUAAUCAGUGUUUUCCUUUUGCUCUACUUAUAAAGACAAUCAGUAAAUCGCAAUUAAAGGAUUAAUUACAAUUGUUGAUGGAAAUUUAUCCUCAAAUUUCAUCAACAAAGGCAAAGGAUAUAAAACAAAUUAUAAUUUCUUAUAUACACAUUGUCUCCUAAAAUCUAUUGAUUGAAAAUCGAUCAUGAAACGAUUAAGCUUUUCAUGCUUUUUUGUAUAAUCAUAAAUGAUCAAUUGAUUAAAUUGGUUUAAAUUUUGCCUAAA
Molecule: messenger RNA, 1115 nt
Organism: Panonychus citri (citrus red mite)
Lineage: Eukaryota; Metazoa; Arthropoda; Arachnida; Trombidiformes; Tetranychidae
Product: chromobox protein homolog 7-like
Exons: 1
Coding region: 173-682 (169 amino acids)
Source: RefSeq, a predicted model, not a curated record